AUGGGACCACCACGCAGAAAGAUGCUGGCCACAGCAGAGGAGACAUUGACCCCUCCCGACGACCUAUCCGACACCCAGCAGAUCGUGCGAGCAAUCAAGGCGACCGGAAACAACAUCUACCUGGUGGAACAAGCAGACAAGAAGCAGAUGCUCGUUGAACUGCCCGCGAGAUUCCGCUCGACCAUUUGGAUCAAGCGCAGCUCCUAUGUCGUGGUGGAUAGCAAGGGCCAGGAGGAGCGAGACAAUAAGAUUUGCGGGGAGAUCGUCAAUGUUGUUCGGGACGAGAAGGCCUGGAGAAAGGCACCUUUCUGGCCCAAAGAAUUCGUGAAACAGCAGGUUGUGCUUGCCGGCUCAGAUGACGAGGAAGAGGAACAGUCUCGCGUGGGCCAAAUGCCUUCUUCGGACGAGUCAGACUGA
This is a messenger RNA of Penicillium brevicompactum, 417 nucleotides long. Its product is annotated as putative eukaryotic translation initiation factor eIF1a-like protein. Gene Ontology annotation, biological process: translational initiation. The transcript is spliced from 2 exons. Gene Ontology annotation, cellular component: nucleus. The coding region runs from base 1 to 417 and encodes 138 amino acids. The record is from RefSeq and is a predicted model, not a curated record. NCBI's taxonomy places the organism in Eukaryota, Fungi, Ascomycota, Eurotiomycetes, Eurotiales, Aspergillaceae. Gene Ontology annotation, molecular function: RNA binding; translation initiation factor activity.